CCGCCCAUUUGUGAUGAGCCGCGUCAUCACAAAUCUCAAACAAACAUGGCGCCGCGCAGCUCCUGCAGGGCUCUCCUGGCAGUUUCCCUGCUGGUUUUGGCGCUUUUAGCGGGACUUUUUGCGGCACACUCGGCUGUGCGGUGGCCCGCGGUGUCUCUGGCGAUCGCUGCCGCGCUGCUGCCGCUGUGGGGCCGCAGCCUGCGGCGGCGGGACGAGGGGACCUCCCGGCGGGUCUGCGUGCUGGUGCUGGGGGACAUCGGGCGCAGUCCUCGGAUGCAGUAUCACGCUUUAUCCCUGAGUAAACACGGGUACCAUGUGACCUUCGUGGGGUUUUCAGAAACCAAACCUCAUGGAGACGUGCUGAGUGAGGAGAAGAUCACCAUAGUGCCCAUCGCAGAGGUGAAAGGUGUCCGAGUCGGACCAAAAGUGGUCACGUAUGUGACGAAGGUGAUGGUUCAGUCCCUGCAGCUGCUGCGUGUCCUGCUGACGAUGGAGCUGCAGGAGCAUGUUCUGAUGCAGAAUCCUCCUGGGCUGCCCAGCAUCGCAGUGACCUGGUUCGUGUGUUUGCUGCGUGGCAGCAGAUUCAUCAUCGACUGGCACAACUACGGCUACACCAUCAUGGCGCUGAGCCACGGCCCGGCGCACCCCGUGGUCCGACUAGCAAAGUGGUACGAACACUUCUUCGGUCCUCUGGCGUCUCACAACCUGUGCGUCACCAACGCCAUGAAGGACGACUUGCAGAAAAACUGGAGCAUCAAGGCGACGACUCUGUACGACCGGCCGGCCUCCGUCUUCAGAGAGACUCCGCUGAGGCUGCAGCACGAGCUCUUCGUGAGGCUCGCCGCCGUUUAUCCUCAGUUCAGACACACGGGGUCUGAGGAGGCGGAGAGGACCAUCUUCUCAGUUCGUGACCUCGCUGACAGCACCGUGACCUUGAGGGCGGAGCGACCGGCGCUGCUGCUCAGCAGCACCAGCUGGACAGAGGACGAAGAUUUCUCCAUCCUGCUGACGGCCCUCGAAGAGUACGAAGGUUUCAUAAAGGGAGGAGCUUCCUUACCACCUUUACUCUGCGUGAUCACAGGUAAGGGUCCUCAGAAGGAACACUACAUGAAGCUCAUCGACUCCCUGCACCUGGAGCACGUGAAGAUCUGCACCCCCUGGCUGGAGGCUGAAGAUUACCCUCUGCUUUUAGGCUCAGCAGAUCUGGGUGUUUGUCUCCACAAGUCGUCCAGCGGUCUGGAUCUGCCCAUGAAGGUGGUGGACAUGUUUGGCUGCUGCCUCCCCGUCUGCGCCAUCCACUUCAACUGUUUGGAUGAGCUGGUGAAGCACGAGGAGAACGGGCUGAUCUUCAAAGACUCUGCAGAGCUCGCCGAGCAGCUGAAGGCUCUCCUGUCAGAUUUUCCCAGUUCAGACGGCAAACUGGGAACCUUCAGGAGGAACCUCCGCGCCAGCAGGGGACAGUGCUGGGAUGACAACUGGGACCAGAACGUCCUUCCUCUAAUCACUGCUCCGAGAUAACUUUGGCUGUAUUUAGAGAGCUAGACAGUGCUGCUGUUUUAAAACCAUUUCUUUUAUUCAUGAAAGUCUCGCUUUCUAAGCCCUACUGGGCACGUGCAGUAGACAUCACCAUGGAAACAAGCCUUUUUUUCCUCGUAUGCCGGGUGAGCACUUUUCAUGGAAUAAAGUAGGCCCAGCCUUUGAGUCCAGUAUCCAGUGAAUGCCUGGAUGAUAUGAGCUCCAGUUACAGCAGAGUGAGAGCGCAAAGGACCAAAACUGUUUGCUUGGGUGUUUUAUGAUAAAUGUACAUUUAAAAUUUAAAUGGAUCAGCGGGUGAAAAGACCGAAGUCUUCUGAGGUCUUCUUUUUAUUCCUGACGUUUUUCCUUCUUCACUUGAAUGUACAAA
This is a messenger RNA of Oreochromis niloticus (Nile tilapia), 1903 nucleotides long. RefSeq names its product ALG1 chitobiosyldiphosphodolichol beta-mannosyltransferase (gene alg1). Gene Ontology annotation, cellular component: endoplasmic reticulum. NCBI's taxonomy places the organism in Eukaryota, Metazoa, Chordata, Actinopteri, Cichliformes, Cichlidae. The transcript is spliced from 13 exons. The record is from RefSeq and is a predicted model, not a curated record. Gene Ontology annotation, molecular function: mannosyltransferase activity. Bases 46 to 1518 code for a protein of 490 amino acids.